CGCUUGAUCAGCUGCUGGCAGUUGGUGUUCUCAAUCACGUCCGCGUGGAGGCUUCAUAUGGCGUACAGGCGCACUUCGGCGAAUAAUAUACACACUUUCAGCGGCGCUCGGUGUGGGUUAUUUAAAUACAUAUUUUAAGUGGGACCUGAACAAAGACGAAGCACCGAUCAUGGCUGAGACUGCAGCUGCUCCCGCAUCCAGGCCCAAGAAGACGAAAAGCUCCAAGAAAGCGACGUCGCAUCCCAAAUACUCCGAGAUGAUCAAAGCGGCCAUCGCAGCCGACCGGAGCCGCGGCGGCGCGUCGCGUCAGUCCAUCCAGAAGUACGUGAAGAACCACUACAAGGUGGGAGACAACGCCGACUCCCAGAUCAAACUCGCCCUGAAGCGCCUGGUGGCCAGCGGGCUUCUGCGACACACCAAGGGCAUCGGAGCCUCGGGCUCCUUCAAACUGGCCAAAGCCGAGGACGCCAAGAAGCCAGAGAAACCCAAACCAGCACCCGUGAAAGUCAAGAAGCCUGCCAAAGCCGCUGCCAAGCCCAAGAAAGCCCCCAAGCCCAAAAAAGUGGCGAAAUCCCCCAAGAAAACCAAGAAAGCCGUCGAGAAGAAAGUGAAGAAGGCAGCGGAGAAGAAGAAAUCGCCUGUCAAAGCCAAGAAAGUUGUGAAGAAGGCGAAGGUGGCCAAACCUGCCAAGGCGAGCAAAGCCAAGAAGGUGAAAGCGGCGAAACCCAAACCCAAACCCAAAACAGCGGCCAGGAGAACGGCCAAAAAGAAGUAAACUGAAAUCGAUAGGACUGAUUCAUUCGAAACUCAGUGUAAAUACACUUUUUGAAGCAAAUGUUUUUGGUAUAUUGUUAUUUUUGUAAGGUCUUUGUGCGCGGACUUCAACCCCACAUUUUUACAGCGUAUUACUCCAGAAACUUUUUUUUUGUGCGCAUUUGUGAUUCUAUCAAGAAGAUCCCAGACAUCGAAACGGCUUAACUGUUAUUUAUUUUAAAGAUCUCUUUCUGGACAUUUCUUUAUAAGCUGAACUUUUUUGCACACUAUUAUCAUCAUUCAGACAUAAUAAUUAAUUUGCCAAUUAGAUAUGUCGAUAGAAGAUAUAUUCCUACUGUAACGUUAGGUCAUUCGAGGACUGUUAAGAACAAUAAUAAAAUGUCAUUGUGUGAAGAACGCUGCCCUGUACAGAACCAACUUGUGACGUGGACUGUUGUAGUCUAGUUCCAUUGCUGUCCAUAUAAUACUGUCAUUGCGCGUUAUUUGCAUUACUGUGCAUCAAUAAACUUUUCUCAUUGCAAGCA
This is a messenger RNA of Cyprinus carpio (common carp), 1298 nucleotides long. RefSeq names its product H1.0 linker histone. The record is from RefSeq and is a predicted model, not a curated record. Gene Ontology annotation, biological process: negative regulation of DNA recombination; chromosome condensation; nucleosome assembly. Gene Ontology annotation, molecular function: nucleosomal DNA binding; structural constituent of chromatin; double-stranded DNA binding. NCBI's taxonomy places the organism in Eukaryota, Metazoa, Chordata, Actinopteri, Cypriniformes, Cyprinidae. Gene Ontology annotation, cellular component: nucleosome; nucleus.